CAAAAGUGACUUGCCAACUUCUCGAGCGGGCCAAGCCGCGUUUAUUUAUUUAUUUCAUACUCAUUUUGUUGCGUCUUUGACCUAAUUAAAAAUAUCAAUCGGCACCACGUAACGCUUCCGUGUCCGUUAUUUUAAUGUAAUACAAUUUCUCUAAAAUGGCAGCAGUCGCGUUAAAAGUUAAAAGUAAAAACGGCCAGCAAAUCCUAAAGGACUUGACCUCUGAUAGUACUGUUGGUGAAUUGAAGGUGUUUUUGUCUAGUAUUGCUGAAAUAAGCGCUGAUAGAAUAUGUGUCUUGUGUGGUUACCCCCCGAAGCCAUUGGAUACUAGUGACGAUUCUAAAAAGCUAAAUGAAAUAGGUUUGAAAACAGGUGAAACAUUGAUAGUGGAAGAAAAGUCUGUGCAGACACCUAGUAAACCUAUGCCUUUGAAACCAGUGCAAAAUGGGGUGUCCCAUGAGCCAACAGGGCCUAGCAGACCCGGCAUUUUGAUGAAGAAGGUUGUGCCUUCAGAUAAUUCUUGCCUUUUCACUAGUAUAGGUUUUGUAUUAAAUGGCCAAGUAGACACAACUGUGCACACUCUGAUGCGACAGAUCAUCGCAAUGGAGGUAGCGAGCGACCAUGACACAUACAGCGAGGCUAUGCUGGGAAAGCCUAAUGCGGAGUACUGUACGUGGAUACAGCAGCCUAGCUCUUGGGGUGGCGCUAUUGAGGUGGCGAUUCUCUCCCGCUUCUACGGCAUAGAGAUGGCAGUGGUCGACACUCUAAACGCGAUCAUCAACCGUUUUGGGGAGGACAAGAACUACGGGAACCGGGUGUUCCUACUGUUUGAUGGGGUGCACUAUGAUCCUCUGUAUUUGGAGCAGAAUGAUGGCGGUAUCCAAACCAUGUUCCCAACCGAAGACAUGGAAACCUACCGCGAGGCCGAACAAAUCGCUCACGAGGCCAAGUCCUCCCGCCAGUUCACCGAUCUCAACAAGUUCACACUCAAGUGCAUGAUCUGCGACAAACUUCUCACCGGUCAGGUGGAGGCACAGAGGCACGCUAAGGAGACCAAGCAUGCCAACUUCGGGGAGGUCUAGCGGGUGAUGUCUGUGGUUCCCGGGUACUAAUUUGAGGAGUUCUACGACCGUCAAAUAGAAGUUUAUGGAGGUUAUGAGACACAUUUAUAAGUAAAGCAAGAGUACUUCUAGUUUGUACUGAAAAAAAAUUUAUAGAUUAAUUGAAUCCUGUUUUACGGUAAUUCUCAAUCGUCUAGUCCAUACUCUAAUUGCCGCGACGCUUCUAUUUUUAGUGGAAUUUUAUAAAUUAGAACUGAAAUUUCACUGAAAACAUUUGAGUCGCGGUAAUUAGAAUUCGCAUUUACGUCUUGAGAAUGACCGUUUAACACUCAAGGUGGAAAUUUUACUACUUACCAUAAUUGCCUUCAGGUUUCGAAUCAUCAGUGCUACAACGGAACAUACAUACGUAAACACAAACUAGAAGUAAUUCUGCAAUUUUUCGCGUAACAUUGGAAUUUAAACAUGUUAUCAAAAUUAAAUGAACGUAAAUAUCUAACCUACCAAUCCUACCAUAGAUAACUGCGCCAUUACAAAUGACUGCGUUAUCGAAUCGUCUUACAAAAUCUACUCUUACAUGAAUAUUAGAGAUAGUGGUGGUCAUGGUUAGUAACUCUCGCAGAGACGAAGGUAGGGAACCAUUGGUUUAGAUCAAUUUUAUUUUAAUGUAUAUGUACUUCUGAAAAAUGCUCCGAUACUGUUUACUUGCUUCAUAACACAAGUGACGGUUUAUGGCGAACGGCUUUGCCUUUUAUAUCGGACUAUGGAUAUUCGGUGCAUUUUUCUAAACUUUAUAGGCUAUGUACCUAAGACUUUCAUUUCUUUCUAUCCUAUCUAUUUGGAUCAUUUAGUUGGUGAUUAUUUGCAAAAACGACAUUAUUAUUCACAUCGAUCACUACGUCGCAAGAAGCCUUACAUACAUUAGCUUUAAAAUCACUAACUGCCAUAACAUACAAUAAUAUGCAUAUACUAAGAAUAUGAAAUAUGCAGUGCCUGAAGGCGAAACGCUCAAAUAAUAUAGUACUUUUUUUGUAAAUAUAUCAUGAUAGAGUUCUUUUGAAUUGUCUAUUAUUUUAACAAGUAUUUUUUUUAAACCGAGCAAUAGGUACUAUCUGCCAAUUUGAAUAUCAUUUGUGAAAUAAAAUAAUAUAAUUACGAGUAUAUGUCUCUCUUUGAUAAAUUGGUUUGUAUGUGCUUAAAAGCCACAUUUUUUUGUGUAAAAUAUUUCAAAAAUUACGCUCCAACAGUUUAGGACGGCAUUUUUGUUGCUUUAGCACAAGGCGUGAGAUUAUCAUUCACAUUCAAAAUUGCAUGGAUUACUUGUAAAAUUAAUUAGUUUUCGCUCUUCGGUCGGUAAGUAUUUAUUCUUUAAUUUAUAAUUUUGGCUUUUAUUAAGAAUAUAAUUGUUACAUGAUUUUAUUUUACUGUGUCUACAUACUGUAUUGUUAUUUUAUCCGGAUUUUAAAAAUGAACUAUUAUUAUUUUAACACACGGAUAUUUAGUUUAAUUAUUUAUUCAUGUUUAGUUGUAGUUUUAACUUCAUAAAGAUUCUGGAACGAAACUGGUUCAAUGUGGCAACUGUGACACAAAUAGCUUAAUAAAUAUUACCUCUUAA
This is a messenger RNA of Leguminivora glycinivorella, 2670 nucleotides long. It is a transcript of the gene Yod1, whose product is annotated as ubiquitin thioesterase OTU1. Gene Ontology annotation, cellular component: cytosol; nucleus. Gene Ontology annotation, molecular function: protein binding; cysteine-type deubiquitinase activity. The record is from RefSeq and is a predicted model, not a curated record. Gene Ontology annotation, biological process: protein deubiquitination; endoplasmic reticulum unfolded protein response. Bases 156 to 1079 code for a protein of 307 amino acids. The transcript is spliced from 4 exons. NCBI's taxonomy places the organism in Eukaryota, Metazoa, Arthropoda, Insecta, Lepidoptera, Tortricidae.